Messenger RNA from Pungitius pungitius (ninespine stickleback), 4303 nucleotides. RefSeq names its product transcriptional regulator ATRX-like. The transcript has 5 exons. The coding region runs from base 439 to 3072 and encodes 877 amino acids. The record is from RefSeq and is a predicted model, not a curated record. Lineage: Eukaryota; Metazoa; Chordata; Actinopteri; Perciformes; Gasterosteidae.
AAUAAACGGAGGAAUAAGAGUGAAUCGUAUUUUCUGAGGAAAUCACAGACAAGUAGACUAAACGGAAGUAAAUAGAAGGAAACCUCUUAAUAUUUGAGCGAACUAUCCCCCUUCCCGCAAGCUCGUUGCUCAUUGGCCAGCGGACUAUUCGUCACGUCGAAGGCUUCCGCAUUGGUUUGUAAACACAUGUUUUUAUGUUUUAAACGAUGGUCUACUCGGUUUUACUUUGUUUAAUGCAUGAUGUGGUGCACCUUCACAUUUGUACGCAACAACAGGGAAAUGUUUAGUUAAUAACCACCCGUAUCGAUCGAAAAGUGAACAUUUAAUUGCAGAGAUCUAACAUAUAAAGAGACUCUCAUCGUUCGAGGCUACAUGCUACUGUUCCUCAACAUCAAAGACCUCCUCUAGUUUGCUCUCUGUCCGACUCAAUCCGAAGCCAUGGACAAAGUUGGAACAUCGCAGUUACGCCACAAUGUCCCGGGAACUUUACCGCUGGACCGGAGGGAGAAAAUAUCUCGAUAUCUUGAGUCUUCCGUUGGACACGGCGGGCAGGAUGCAGUGUCUGAAGCACGUGCAGAAGAAGACAGGGACUCGGGAGACAGCCUGUUCCUUACCCAAGUGGAUGUAACGUUACCUGUGGCCGAGGGGUCAGCGGGACAGCGUCACACCACAUCAAACCCCACAUUUUCCAGAGAUCUGACGGAACGAGAAGACAUUUUUUCAUCAUCCUCUUCCGACGAUGAACAGAGGAGGAGAAGGAAGAAAGACUCCCUGCCAACAUACAAUUUCCCUUUCCUUAAAACUCAGAAGAGGAGGCACCGAAGAACUGACCAAUACAAAGACCUUCAUAAUUACAUGAUUGGAGGCUUCUUUAAAUGCCUCCAAGAGCUGAGGCAGUGCUGUCAAAGGGAACAGACCCUGGAGUCCUCUUUACCAACGGUAGACAUGGACGGGGACAUCUCUCCAUUGUCAGAAGAAGACAGAGAAAAAUCCGAGGAUGAAGACAUCAAAGUGGUGGAGAAGAAAUACUUUGUUUCGUUAUCCACAAAAAAGAGCAAACAGAACUGGUGCAACGAGUUGAAAAAACAAGACGGGGGGAAAGGCACCAACACUGGAAAAAAUCCACAAACAGAGAUGAGUUCUAACAAACAAAUCAAGACCUCCAUGUUGAAAGACAUACAAAUGUCUUUAGAUUCCGAGAGCUUUGACAAUGGAACAUCAUCAUCCUGCAAUGUUCUGGACCAGAAAGGGAGGAAAGCAAAACAUGCAACAGGGGACGGAAACUUUCUGGCCACAACUGACAGAGAAAAAAACAAGAAUGUUUCUCUUCACCAAAAAGCAAGUGAGGAAGGACAAAAAAUGUGCAACGCUAAUGACGCCGGCCUCUUGAAGUCUCUGAAAAGUUUGGGCCAGGCCGCACAAAAGGGAAGAGAAGCACCAGAGCCGGUAAACAGACACGAAGGUGACGGACCAGAAAGCCAACAUCUCCUCCACGGACACCCAGACCGCACAGGCGCCACUACGGUGAAGAAAGCGAAAAAAUCUGGUCCGCAUGCUGCGACGUCCGUUACAAUGGAGGCAGUAGAGACUCCCGUCCUGUCUGGUGGCUGUAAGGCAGCGCAGACCAGUGAAGUCCCGGAAAUGAAUGGGAAAAAUGGGAUGGAGGAUUUGUCAAGAGAUGGUGACACACUGAGGCAGGAGGAAGGAGAUAUUCCCGACUCAAAACCAAAAGAAAAGAAGAAGAUGAAGUCCUCGGCCGAACGAGUCGGACAGGGAGUGGAUGGAAAGGUAGAGAGUGAAGUGAGAGUGGAGACUGGUGCAAAGAAGAAACGCAGGAAAGAGAGGGGCAAAAGUGUUGAGCAUUUACGGCCCAGUGCAGUUGCCGAACCUCCAAAUGACGGUGCGGACAUACAGAAGGAGAAGAAAAAGGAUUUGGGAAUCGUAAUGACAGAGGAACAUGAAGCAGAGGGGGCAUUGAAUAGGACAUUGGAUGUGCCGGCAAUAUCAACCGAACAGUUGGGGGAAUCGGGAAAUUGUUUAGAAAAUGUUGCGACCUCUCAAGAAACAUCAAGAUUGAGUUUUGUAAAAAGGAAAAAGGACAAAAAGAAGCAACAGUCAUUCUGUAACGACGCUCCCGACCAGAGAAAAGAGGGUGCUGAUCGGUGCAGGAAUCUGGAUGACUCUGUUACCACGGCAACAGGCUCAAGGACAACGCCGAAGAAGAAGAGAACUAUCUUUGAGGAAACGAAUGACUCUUUUUACACCAAGAAGAAGAAAAAGAGUGAAAUAGUUAGUGGAGAUAAAUGUGAAGACACACUGGCACAACGCGAUGAUUCAGCAUCUACACGGAAAAGGGGAAAGAAGAAGUCAUCCUUCCUCGUUGCUGAUGUAGAGGAAACCAAUGUGCCGACACACAGGGAACCGGUCGCUCUCUCUGCGCCCCGGGUCGGGGGCCACGAAGAACUGGAGGGCAGAGCCAGCGAUCAGGAGGAACUUAACAAUGGGGUCGCAGAUCAGAAAAAAAAGAAGAAGAAGAAAAAGAAGAGGAAGGUGUCUGUGGUGCAGGACAGCGUGGAAAAAGAUCACGAGGAGAACCAGCAAGAACCAGGCAAAGCACGACAGAAGAGUGAAAAUGAAGAAUUAGACUGUGCAGCUGAUGCAGGGUUUCCUCUUCUCGAUGAGGCCUCUGGGCUGAAAAAGAAGAAGAAGAAGAAGAAAAGGUGUCACGAUGUGAUAGAAGAGGAUCCGCCGACUGCCAAAGAUGGCCGCACCGAUGACGAAGUGACCACGGAAGCACUGACCUCCGCCGAACGCAAUUCAGCAUCUUCGGAGACACCUGGACAUAAGGUGUUAGAGACAAGAAAGAAGAAAAAGAAGAAAAUAAAAAAUGAUAGGGGAGAGUCAACCGAGUUAGAGCGCAGAGAAAACAAAGAGAAGCAGAGAAGAGAUGAGAAGUCUACAGUCACAGAAACUUCAGACAUUAGGAAAAACAUGCAUGGAAAGCUCAAGCGGAAACUUUAUAAUCCAAAUGAGGAGUUCUUGACCGGCUCUUCGUUUAAAGACGCCGAUUGAAGGAGUGGUAGUUUGUUUGAUUGGUGGAGGGAUUCUCCACAAUUACCUCAACACGCAAGAUAACUAAAGCAGAACCACACAGGACACCCUGCAUCUGUUUAGAUGGACGGUGUAACGGAAAAUGUGAAAACAUUUCUUAAAAUCUAUAUUUUUGUAUGUUUUAACAACUUUGUUUUCAACAACAUUAAUAACCAACUAUGAAGAUUAUUUUUAUUUUUUAAAUAAAAGCUAUUAGUUUUUUAGAGUAAGAAAUGUGAAUGUUAUUUAUUGAAACUGCAUUGAAUACCAUCAAUUUGUCAUCACUUAAAAGCAAAAACACCUUGAAUCUGUAUUUUUUUUUAGUAUGUUUUUUAAAUGUUUGUUAAUAUACCACAUUGUCACCUACUCAGGAUGACAUAUACGUUUCAAAACGCCACUUAAUGGGGGUUUGGCUCACUGUCUGAUGGGGAAGUUGUGUCUUUUCCUUAAAAUGUUUUAGUAUUUUGCUACGCCAUGAAAUCACACAAAUGUGACUGUGUGUAUUGGAAUAUAAGAUUAAUAAGAUAUAUUUCUCAAAAUGCAGCUGUGGCCAAAUUUAAAAAAGGAUUUGUGAAUGCUAAAAAUGUAGUAAAGGGAGGCGUGACAUAGAAUAACCCCUAUGGGUGUGUCAAGUUAUAAAAAAUCAAAUGCUUUAGACACGGAUGUUUAAUAAAAAAUCUAUAAAGAUAAAAAACAUUUUUAUUUUAAGUUUUUUAGACAAAAUUCCUCAGGGUAGUGAUCGAUCACAAAUGGAAACAACAUAAUUGAUGCUAAAAUGUCGAAGCCAAUAGUGAUACUGUAUAAAUCGAGAUUUACUAACUUCUAACACCUUGCAUAUUAUCUAUUGCUCACUUAUUCUUCCAUGUACCAUAUUGUGUGGAGUCUGAGGGUCAACCUAAAAAACACUUAUAUACUCAACAGUCUUGUGACAAAAACAAGCGAUGCGUAUCAUAAGGCUGGUUUUUCUGGGCACACAAACCCAUUGUUUGUCAAAUCUCAUGUCAUAAAGCAUUAACGACUUGAUAGACAAAAUAGUGCAAAAGCAAAGUGUUCUUCUAUACAUAAGUGUAGGCAUGAUUUGAGAGAUGUUACAAGUGCAAAGGAAAUGAGUAUUAAUAUGCAUGUGGUUUAUUUUUUCUCUACUUUCUUCUUUACUAACUAAUAAAAUCACUAAGUGUCCCAUUCAUAUUUACGCCAUUUAAAACCCUCAGAC